Messenger RNA from Aspergillus neoniger CBS 115656, 1852 nucleotides. RefSeq names its product mitofusin complex protein UGO1. The transcript has 2 exons. NCBI's taxonomy places the organism in Eukaryota, Fungi, Ascomycota, Eurotiomycetes, Eurotiales, Aspergillaceae. The coding region runs from base 80 to 1588 and encodes 502 amino acids. The record is from RefSeq and is a predicted model, not a curated record.
CUUCCCCCUCUUGACCUUCCAUCCUUAUCCCCGAAACCAUUAACUAAUUCCCUCCCUUCUCCCUCUCUUAUCUUCCAUCAUGACUGCCCCGCUGGAUGGGCCAAAUCCCCUCCGUCCUUACUACAUCCCUCCCCCCAUCGGUUUAGACGCCUCCAAUGUCUCCUCCCCUCCCGAUGCGUCAUCGUCAACUCAAGUUUUUGGUGGUUCGGCGCGCGAUCUUCUGCCCGACCUGGACUACUCCGAUUACCUCGACAACUCCCCCUCGGUGUCCAGCUGGAUUCGCGAUGCCUUGGACGAAGCACUCCGUCGAUACCUCGGUGUGCUAACUGCCCAGCCCUUCGAUGUCGCCAAAACCAUUCUACAGACCUAUGUGGUUCCCGAUGAUUCUGCGGAGGGACAAUGGGCGAUGCAUGAUCGCCGGAGCUCUGGGCUGGACAGUCAGGUCGACUCCUACGACGAAGAUGAAUCCCUCUCCUCCGACGAUGAGAGCAGCUACUUCACAUCGGCAGCUCCCGCAGUGCCAACACCCUCUACUCCCCGAUCCCGGAAGCCUCGACGCCAUAUUACCGACCGGAGCGGCUACAUCCCACCCCAGACCUCGUCAUCUCGAUAUGCCUUGGCCAUCAAGAACCCCUCCUCCUUGAUGGAGGUGCUGGGUCAGCUGUGGAGCACCAGCGGGCCAUCGUCGCCCUGGAAAGCGACCAACGCGACCUUCAUCUAUUCCCUGCUGCUCCCAACCUUGAACACCUUCAUCCGCAGUCUGCUCUCCGCCAUUGUCGGCCUGCCAGAGGAAGAUGUAACUUCUUCUAUGACCGCAGACAUCCUGACGUCUACCGCCCCGGUCGCGACGUUAGUCCUGUCCUUCAUCUCUUCGUCGCUGUCGGCGAUGCUUCUCUCUCCCAUUGACACUGCACGCACAUUCCUCAUUCUCACACCGGCCACUCACGGUCCCCGCUCGCUUCUGCGGGCUCUUCGCCAGAUCCCAACUCCCAACUGCACCAUUCCCCCUCACUUGAUCCCGAUCACCAUCCUUCACUCCAGUCUCCCCAACUUCAUCAUCAACACAACUCCCCUGGUCUUGAAAUCAUACCUUUCCAUUGAUCCCGUGCUGAACCCGUCGGCAUGGGGUCUUUUCACCUUCUUGAGCUCGGGCCUGGAGCUCGCAGUCCGGUUCCCUCUUGAAACCGUCCUUCGUCGCGCGCAAAUUGCAACAUUCACCUCCCCCAGUCUCCGGCAGCAGUCCCGCGGUUCCAUCCGCUCAGUAUCGUCCCCCACCACGGAUGAGACUCCGACCACUGAGGUCGAGACCAUCGUGCCUACGCCUCAAACCUACCGCGGCAUCAUCGGCACAAUGUGGAGCAUCGUCUACGAAGAGGGGGUGGCACCCGCGCCGGAGACUGAUCGUGCGCGCCAGCUCAUGAAGAAGCCCGUCGUACAGCGGAAACGCCAGGGCCAGGGUAUCAAGGGAUUAUACCGGGGCUGGCGCAUUGGCAUGUGGGGGAUUGCCGGGAUUUGGGGCGCCAGUCUUAUGGGCAGCUUCAGUGUGACCGGAGAGGAUGAGUCGAUGGCCAGCGGAGGUCGCUUCUAAUGAAUUGUCACUCAUCGGGCUACCUUUCGCUUCCACCCAGAUCUCCUCUCUAACUCUCGACCUCUCCUUUCAUUCGUUGUUCCUUUCUUCGUUUAAUACCAAUACCAACUGACGCUGCUAUGGGAUGUACUUUAUUUUAUUGUUUUUACUUGCAGUUGUCAUAUCUACGGAGCAAGCGGAAUGGAAUCGGCGUUGGAGCCUGUCAUCUUUACAAUUUAUAUAUUGUUCAUGUAGAUCAUACGAAUGAAUAUCUACCUACUCUUC